CCCCUCCUUCACAUUCAUUCCCAUGAUGCAACACCAAACAAAGAGGGCAGAGAAAAGACAGUGCAGGCGACAAAACGGCAGCUAGCUAGAGAAAAGUUUUAAACGCCGAAAAUAGGUACAAUUCAAGACGUCCACAGCGUACGGUGUGACUUUAUCGCAAAACGCGGUCAUAAAGUGCCCAUUAUUCCUCGUUUCUGUGGAAAUUGACUUCGUUUCUGCGGUGUUUUUGUAAGUGCAGGUAUCAGCUAGCCAUGAAGUAAUAAUGUCUCCUAAUGCUCUCCGGACACUGAUAUGACAGCUGCCGUUAGCUGACAGUGUAUUCAAGGCACGACAGGUAAGGGAGUCGUGGGCCAUAUGUGAUCAGCUAUGUGUAAGUGUUCACAAUCAUCUCCCUCAUCCCAAAAACCUCACGUGUAAUCCCCCUCCAAAUCAUUAAGGGGGAUCUUUGAGAAUGAAGAAGAUCAGUCUGAAAACAAUUAAAAAGUCAUUUAACAUUAAAGGCAAAGAAGAGAAUGAAUUUGCCGUAUCACAGCCAGACUUGGCGGCCAGUUUCUCUGCUGAAGACUCUCUGUUUGGAGGAUGCUACAGCAAAGAUCUCGUCAGUAGCGACCUGGAUAAUGAGGAAGAAAAAAGAUCCAAAGUCAGAUCUAAGAGUGAGGGUCUCAUGGGCACCUUGAAAAGGAGACUAUCAGCGAAACAAAAACCAAAGGUCAAGGGUGGUUCUCCAUCUGUUUGCUCUAUAGAUGAUGACACCUUUUCCUCCUCUUCGGCACCCAUUACUCUAAGUGACUUAAAAUCCCAGCAUUCCUCCCGCUCAGCAUCCAUCCAUAGUCAUCAUUACAGUCCCACGCCGUGGCCUCUCAGACCAGUGAACUCGGAGGAGACAUGCGUCAAAAUGGAUGUUAAGGCAUUAAUGAACUCCUCAGAUCCUAGUCCGGCUCUCAACAGUGUGCACCAAGACUUCCUAGACCUCCAGAGAGAGUUCAAAGAAUCUAGCGAUUCAUUGAGAAUCACCAGACGUGUGCCAGACCACCAUUCUGGUGCUCACAAUGCUGAUUUGCACCUUGAAAUGGAUGAACACAUGCCUGUAGUCAUUGGUCUUGCAGCUCAGGAUUAUAUUCAGUACACAAUGCCUUUAGAUGAUGGACUCUUUCCUGACAAUGAAGGUUCGCGCUCUUUUUGCUUAGACGGCACCACACCCAUGGACGUCAUUCCACAGUCAGAGGGAUGCAGAUCUCUUCAUGCAGACGAGGAACCUAUUGACCAAGACCUCCUGUCUCCAGACAUCUUUAUGGAGUCGUCAUCGGUGAACCAGCUCUUUUUAAACACUGCAAAUGUCUUGCUGCAGGGCUCAAGACUCGAAGCCCCACUUUCCCCCUUGCUACCUCCUUUGCCCAAUAGUUAUCUCCAGAGAAGCUUCUCUGGGUUUGGUGGUACACAUGCUCAUGUUGCAGAGAGCGUCAUGCACCAUCUCAACUUUGACCCCAACUCUGCUCCGGGGGUGCAGCGGGUCUAUGAUGCCGUGCAGAACAACGGACCCAUGGUGGUUACUAGUCUCACGGCUGAACUGAAGAAACUAGCCAAGCAGGGUUGGUAUUGGGGUCCCAUUACAAGAUGGGAGGCCGAAGAAAAGCUGACGAAUCUUCCAGAUGGUUCUUUUUUAGUUCGCGACAGCUCUGAUGAUCGAUAUCUUCUAAGUUUGAGCUUUCGCUCACAGGGUAAGACUCUGCACACUCGAAUCGAGCAUUCUAAUGGCAGUUUCAGCUUCUACGAGCAACCAGACAUUGAAGGCCACAUAUCAAUUGUGGAUCUCAUUGAUAAUUCGGUCAAGGAUUCAGAGAAUGGAGCAUUCUGCUAUUCCAGAUCUCGCUUACCGGGGUCCGUCACCUACCCCGUCAGACUGACCAAUCCCGUUUCAAGGUUUAUGCAAGUGCGCUCACUGCAGUACUUGUGCCGCUUUGUUAUCCGCCAGUACACACGGAUAGAUCUGAUCCAGAAAUUGCCUUUACCAAACAAAAUGAAAGAUUACCUGCAGGAGAAGCACUACUGAAAGCAGUAAAUCAUGACUUGGUUGCUACUUGCACUUUUUGGAUGACACAACGAAACCGGUUUCACAGACAUUUCAAGAGUUUUGUUACCAUUCGAUUUAGCAAUUUUUUGAAAGGAAUGAUGAUGUUUGUUGGUCUGGUAGAGUAGAUAGUUCAGUGGUUUGUGUAGAGACACAGUGCCAGAAUGUCGUUAGAGCGUUUGGGUCUCAAUGUUGGAGCAUUUUUCGCAUGUUCUCUUAGUACUGUAGCAUUUCCUUUUUGUUGAAGUCAAAGACAGUCCAGAAUUUUUCUUCAUAAUCCCACACUAUGAAAUAUCAGCACACAACUCAGAGCUCCAUCUUAUUUUAGGGCAUUUCGACGAUCUUGGCAAGAAUGCACAGAGGUAUAGAAGCCUUAAUAAUGACUGCAUGUUUGUGAAUGCAUAGAUUACAUUCCUUCUCAUCCCCUUUUUUUGAGUGCAUACCUUCUUUCCUUACCAGUCAUUAUGUCAUCAUCUUAUUCAAAGGGAAAAUAUACUUUACGAUAUUCCAAAUGAUGUCCUCUCCCCAUACACAUGAAUCUUACCCUUCUGUGGAGUUAAUCUAAUAAGCUAUAUUAGCUGCUCAUAUUUGUCAGACCGUAUUCACAUCCCCUUUUUUGUUUGCAUUCUUUAGCACGUAAUGCCAAGUUUAGGUGCCUCACUGAAACUCGUCUUUGCUGUACUUAAUUGAUUUUAGACUGUAUGAUUUGUUCUUUAUAACGGUCAUCUUUUAACUGGCAUGCAGUUACAUUAUAAAUGCAUCUGGUCUUUUCGCCCCUGCAUUGUUUAAGUGUUCAUUAGUAUUGUAUAGCAUUGUUUAAAAACUGAAAGGUUUCCUGUUAUGAAUGGUACAGUUUCAAAUCAUCUCUAUUUGGGAACAGAAUUUGCUUACUGAUAUGUUGUAACUUGAACUUGUUCUUCAGUUCAAAAUAAACAUUUUAUAUGCUUAAUCUCUCUGUUCAUUCUAAUGUAAAAUGUCAAAUUUAAGAUUCCAUUUAUGGUAGUGAAUACCUUUUAACAGACACAGAGCUGGACAAUGCUGGAAUUGUUUAUUAUUUUUAUUACAGAUUUUAGCUCUAUAAACAGAUUUUGUUUAUCUUACAACUUUGUCAUUGUUGUUUUAUUUUUAUAUGCAUUGCUUAAUGUUGUAUUUGAGCUUUUACCUGGAGAGUUGCACCCUUUCAUUAAUGAGUUGCAAACAUAGACUGUAUAAAAACAUGGACGUAGUGACCGUGUUGUCACCCGUAGGUUUCUGAAGAGCCUUUUUGAAGCCUCAAGAGGGCAGAGGUGGCCGUUGCCAUCUUGGCAGCACGUCACUCCCGGAUAAUCCAAAAAUGGUCGACGGUGGGCGACAGCAGCAGCAAUCCACCAGUCACUCAAGUGGCCAUCCCCUUAAUUAUGCAAAACUCUAAGGCUUAAUAUGAUUGAAACAGAUUAGUUUACCACUUUUUGUACCAGGUUGUAAACAUGAGAUUUGGCCUUUGCACUUAGUGGUUUUAGAUUGAUGAUCAGUUGUGAUGCUCCUUGUUUUUCAGCUGAGAACUUUCUUGAUUGCUGGCUCGGUACAGCAUUGCUGUUAUUUUAAUGUUUCUUUGCUUGAAUUAAUGGUUUUGGAAAUAACAAGUGGGCAGAGUGUAGGCUUUAAUAUUGGUUGCCAAAGAGUCUUGGUGCCAUUUGUGUGUUUUUUUCCCAUUCAGCACACAUGCACAUUAUUAAGACUGUAUUAACCUUCUCAUUUACACACACACAUAUAUAAUAUUAAAUAUAUAUAUAUUACUAAGCAAUUUGAGCCAGGAUGAUUACUUUUUUAUAUUUUGAAGUUUCAUUUGUAACUGCUGAGUAAAUAAAGGACACCACAGGGCCUACAACUCCCUUACAACAACUUUCUGGCUGAAUUCAUAUGCUUUCUGCAAACACAUCGUCACAUUCCAUCAAAAAGGACAUGCUGAGCACUCUUAUAUCCAACAUAAAUUGCUUAAGCAGUUCUGUAAGACUCCAGAGAUGUUUUUUUGUUGUUUUAAACCGU
Carassius auratus (goldfish) is the source of this 4093-nucleotide messenger RNA. RefSeq names its product suppressor of cytokine signaling 6-like. Gene Ontology annotation, biological process: phosphatidylinositol phosphate biosynthetic process; intracellular signal transduction; regulation of growth. NCBI's taxonomy places the organism in Eukaryota, Metazoa, Chordata, Actinopteri, Cypriniformes, Cyprinidae. Gene Ontology annotation, cellular component: phosphatidylinositol 3-kinase complex. Bases 452 to 2050 code for a protein of 532 amino acids. The transcript is spliced from 2 exons. Gene Ontology annotation, molecular function: 1-phosphatidylinositol-3-kinase regulator activity. The record is from RefSeq and is a predicted model, not a curated record.